ACAACGUGUAAAGUGACGUUUGAAUGAGGCAAGCACAAACUUGUAUGUUGCUCCAUUUAAGUUGACUGGUGAACGGUAAUGUCUGUUAAGAGACAGAGUGAAAUGGCUUCUCCCGUAGACCAACAGAAUAAGAAGAAGAAGCAAGUUAGGGUUUGGGUGGAUGGAUGUUUUGACAUGGUGCAUUUUGGUCAUGCCAAUGCGAUCAGACAGGCUAAGCAGAUGGGGGAUUACCUGAUUGUUGGAGUACAUUCUGAUGAGGAAGUAGCCAAACAUAAGGGCCCCCCAGUGUUCACAGACAAGGAAAGAUAUGAAAUGGUCCGAGCUAUCAAAUGGGUUGAUGAGGUUGUUGAAGAUGCCCCCUAUGUGACAACUUUGGAAACUCUGGACAAAUAUAACUGUGACUUUUGUGUACAUGGAGAUGAUAUCACCACAACUGCUGAUGGCACAGACACUUAUCACCUUGUCAAGAAGGCAGGCAAAUACAAAGAAUGUAAAAGAACUGAGGGUGUGUCCACAACAGAUUUGGUAGGCAGAAUGUUGUUGUUGACCCGCUCCCAUCACCAAAUAGAGGAUAAAGAAAUGGACAAGCAGAGCGUGGGUGCUAUUGGCCAGCUGGUUGGCUCUGGCAGGUCAUCUUUAAUGUCUAACCGACAGGCCCCAAGUGCAUCCAGUCCUUGGACUGGGGUCUCACAGUUCCUCGCCACCUCCAAGAAGAUUAUCCAGUUCUCAGAGGGGAAAGAGCCUAAGCAAGGGGACAGGAUCGUGUAUGUUGCAGGAGCAUUUGACUGCUUUCAUUUGGGACAUUUGGAGUUUUUGAAGAAGGCACACAAGGAAGGGGACUUCUUGAUAGUUGGUCUGCACACAGAUGUGGUGGUGAACAGAUACAAGGGCUCAAACUAUCCAAUAAUGAACCUCAAUGAGAGGCUGCUCAGUGUCCUCGCCUGUCGAUAUGUAUCAGAGGUUGUGAUUGGUGCUCCCUAUGCUGUAACUGCUGAUCUUAUGGACCAUUUCAAGGUUGACAUUGUUAUUCAUGGCAUGACUCCAAUACAACCUGAUGAGGAUGGCUCAGAUGCCUAUGCUGAGCCUAAGAAGCGAGACAAAUUCAAGACUGUUAACAGUGGAACUGAUCUUACAACACACACAAUGUUAGAGCGCAUCAUUGCUCAUAGGCUGCAAUAUGAAGCAAGAAAUAAAAAGAAGGAGGCAAAAGAAGCUAAGAUUUUUCAGGCCAUGAAAGAAAAGGAAGUCUACGAGGUAGAAUAAUGCAGCAGUUGGAGUUUUUAAGCUGUGUUGUUGUGUCUCAGAGGAAAUGCAUAAUGGGAAAGUGCCUGAUUACAUAAAGAGGAACAUUAUCCAGAUCAGAUGAAGAGUCAGUCAGACUACAGUAUAUCUUAACUUGAGGGAGUUGAAUGGUAUUUUUCACCAAAGUCAUUCAUGAUAAGGUAAUACAUGAAAUUUUUAUCAGAGAUUUACUGUAAAGAUUUUAAAUUUGUGGAUUUUCAUAUUUAUGCCUUUUAACAUUUUUAAAUACAUUCAGAUCAGCAUGUUGUUUUAACUUUUUAUUUUGCCAAUUAUUAAUGGUUAUUUAGAAGGCUAUGUUUUAGGUUUGUAUUUGAGUGUGGAUAGAAAUACAAGGCUUAACAAGGUAAAAUAUAUAGCAUCUAUGCGGGAACGUCUUGAGCAUUUUUUUUUUUUGUGUAAGCAUGCGCGUAAGAGGGUAUUUAAACCAGCCUAUUUUCUCUAUUAGGCUGUAUGUUUUUAUUCAUGUGUUUUUUUUCUUAUUGGUUUUAAUUGAAUAGCAUUCAAUUAUUCUUUGUAUUCUGUGAUACACUAUAUGCCAAAUAUGAAAGACUGAUUUGUACAAAUGUACCAAAUACAUACUCGUUUUUCAGCAGCUUUUGUAUCUCUCAAUACAGCUUAUGUUGUUAUCCUGCUUUUACUGGGAUUAUUUGGGAUAGUUGUGUACUGUAGCUGAGAUCUGUAUGCACAGCCAUUGUAGUCUUCAUCAAUAUGGGGAGUUUUGAAUUGGAACUCUUUUGUCGUCAAAGGUGAAAACAGUCCUACUGUGUCAUGUGACUUGUGAAAAAUGUUAGGCAACCUUUCUUGCACAAGAAUUUACUGAUCACCUCUCUUGCCCUUUUCCAGGGGCACAAAUGACAGUUCUUUAUUUUGGGAACUUCUUAAGUUAUCACACAUUCACAUUUUUUACUGAUUCAUUUUUCGUUUACUCUUAAAUUACUUUUUAUGACACUUUUUUCAGAUGCCCAAUGUUAUAGUGAAUGUGAUCAGAAAUAGUUACUUAACAUUUUGGCAGGGCACGAUACAGCUGGGCUUUUUCUACCUUCAUCGAUAAAAGAGUUAAAACAUAAAACUUUUUCAAAGAUAAACAUAGUUACAUAUGUCUCUGACCUAGUUUCAGAAUUAUGUGAUGGAUCUAUGUGUGCUCAUUACAAGUACAGAAUUAAUAAGUAAUUAAAUUAUAUCAGGACUGCUUUAAAGGAAGUUGACUGGUUUUGUGUGUAACAGAUAAUAAGACGUGUUGAUUAUUGAUCUAAACUUUAGGUUGUAUGUGGACAUAAUCAUUUUUUUCAUCCAUUCAAUUCUUUGAAUGCUAAGGUAAGUACAAAUUACUGACUACAUCUGUAAUUGGCAUGCGGUUGUACUUGUACGCUGAUUUACAGACAGUAGUCAAAUAAAUAAAUAAAAUGUUACUGCUGUCCCUGUUUUAAGUCUUGGUUUUUGGCUAACAGUGUCAUACUUUCCCCAGUUUGAACUCUGCAACACCAUUUGCUCAGUCAUGACAGCAUGUAACUUGUGUUUGUUCAGGUUUUGACACUUGAAACAUAAACUCAUUUAAUGAGGUCAUUUGCUCUAGACUAAUACAAAGGGGGUUUCAGGUUAAUCAAGCUGGACAAACUUUUCUGUGAGCACCUUUCAACACACGGCCUUCUUGUCCAUGCAAGCAACGAACAGCAUCAUGUUUAUAGGUAGCUUUAGUAAGCAAAGGUUCAUUCCUCAAUAGGGAUAUUGAUUUACAUAAUAUAUGAUUUUAGAUCAAUUCUUGUUUUAUGAUCCUAGGCAUUUAAGCUACAACCUAACAAGGUCAUCAACAGUUUAGAGGCUGAAACUGAACCAGUGCAGCAGAGGCUGAAACUGAAUCAGUGCAGCUGAGGUUGAAACUGAAUCAGUGCAGCAGCCUUAAUGUACGUGUACUACACUUUCUUUCCCCAUAUGUGCAAAAGUAAUUUCUUUAUUUUACUAUUUUUUUUUUUACUAUUUUUGCUAUUAUUUUUUUUCUUCAGUUUAUAGCAAAAUGCUUUGUGUAAAUGUCAUCUCAUUUGCAAAAACAGAAAUGUGGUUUGUUAUUACUGUGAGCUUUUUUGUGGGGAACUUGUGCCAUUUCUUUUUUGUGUUAUGUGUUUGACACACCUGUUUUUGAAAACUUACUGAAAACUGGAUACCGGUAUGUAAAGUAAUGUAUUUAUAUACAUUCACUGACAAGACUAUAAUUUCGUGGUCAUAAUUUUUUUAUAUUUAAUCAAGGCAGCUAAAUGACAAGUACAACUGUUACUAUGAUUUUUGUCUCUUGGUACCAAGGGCUUAGUGUUUCUUUUACUGUGUGUGUGCAUUUUUUUUUUUGUUUAAGUCAUCACCUUGGACCCUACAGACUAGACAAAAACAGAGUUAACUACAUCAGGUCUAUACAUCACAUGGCUUUUGAUUCAUCAUUUUAUUGAAGCUAUGAAGCAGUGCAAUUCAAAAUAGGUAUGCAAAUAAGCAUCAUCUUGCCGUUCCUUUAUGUGUACCUUACUUCUGCUCUCUUAAGUUUAUAGCUAUACAUCUUUUACUGUUUAGUAAUGGUGUAAAGUGUCAGUUUUCUUUCGAAUACUUUCAACAUUUUUUUUAUUAGGUUACCAUAGCAACCAUUAGCUGUGAGAUAUCAGUUGGUAUAACUAUAUGCUUUACUUGAAAGAAAACGAUUUCCUGUGGGAAUCAUUAAACAUCACAUGAUGUUUUUUGUGCCAAAUAAUGCUAUUAAUAUUACAUGAAGUUGCUUCUUUAUGUGAACCCAGUAACUGUGUGUUUAUGUUUAAGACAUUCACUUGACAACUCUUUCCUCUAACGUUGCUUUGUGUAAUAAUCUAUUGAAAUCAAGAAUAUUUGAUUGCCGAAUUUUUAUUCUUUUAUAGCCGUUGGCACAUUUUAAAAAAAUCAAAAUGUAAUUAGCCUCAUUUAUGAACUGUAGUAUAAGCUACAUAAAGGGUUAUUUAAGGUAAUCUAAGUUGUAAUAUGCAUGACAUCAGCAACAUGAAGAUCUGCUCAAAUUAUUGUGGUAUAAAAGAUGUCUUUUGUUAUCUUUGUUUGAGUAUUAAAAAAUUAAAAUUAUAUAUACACAAUUUAAA
Liolophura sinensis is the source of this 4403-nucleotide messenger RNA. RefSeq names its product ethanolamine-phosphate cytidylyltransferase-like. The coding region runs from base 79 to 1263 and encodes 394 amino acids. Gene Ontology annotation, cellular component: cytoplasm. Gene Ontology annotation, molecular function: ethanolamine-phosphate cytidylyltransferase activity. Lineage: Eukaryota; Metazoa; Mollusca; Polyplacophora; Chitonida; Chitonidae. The transcript has 15 exons. The record is from RefSeq and is a predicted model, not a curated record. Gene Ontology annotation, biological process: phosphatidylethanolamine biosynthetic process.